GGGGGGGGGGCACACACUUUUUACCACUUUGGAAGUGUCUCUCGCGCAAACUUUUCAGUUUAGAAAAAAAUGAUAUUAGAAACCUCAAUAUCAUUUUUAAAGACCUAUCCAUAGAUACCCCACACGUAUGAGUUUGAUGAAAAAAGAUUUUUUGAGUUUCAGUUCUAAGUAUGGGGAACCCCCAAAAUUUAUUGUUUUUUUUCUAUUUUUGUGUGAACAUCAUAAUGCGGUUCAUAGAAUACAUCUACUUACCAAGUUUGAACAGUAUAGCUUUUAUAGUUUCGGAAAAAAGUGGCUGUGACAGAAUCGGACAGACAGACGGACAUGACGAAUCUAUAAGGGUUCCGUUUUUUGCCAUUUGGCUACGGAACCCUAAAAAAAAAAACAAAGUCGUGUCAGGUGUCAGGCGAAUCCAACAGCUAGUGCCAUAGACAUACAAUAUAACCUAGUGCACAUAUUAUUUUACUCCCUGGGGUAUUACAAAAUCUGUCAAAUUAGACUGUAUUACAAGGGCAUAAAUCAUUUUUUUAUUUUGUAUUUCUUUGAAAAUUACAACCAGUGAUCGUAGUUUUUUCAUCAAAACAGUGUUAAUGAUAAUGAUAAAGGUUGGAUUUACUCUGAACAUUCGAGUCAUUAAUGUUAAAAAUGAUAGCUCCAGUUAAAGAUCAUUUCCUGUACUUUGCCUAUGGCAGUAAUUUACUGAAAAAACGAAUUCGUAUUAACAAUCCUACAGCAGAAUUCUUGGGCAUCGGCCGGCUUGAUAAUCAUAUACUUGAUUUCAUGAAGUAUUCGGAUCACUGGCGAGGAACUUCUGCUACUAUAGUACCUAAACAGGGUUCUAUUAUAUGGGGGGCCAUCUGGAGGUUGCAUAACAAUGAUAUGCCAGCAUUAGACUGGCAAGAAGGUGUAGAAACUAACUGGUAUUUUCCUAAAACGGUGGAAAUUACUACACCAGAUGGUCAAAAAGUGGAAUGCCGCACUUACCAACAAACUACCAACCCACCAGCCCGAGAGGAGGAUGAUGACAUACCAGUGGACCGGAGGCCAUCCAUGACCUACCUGAAUGUGAUCUUGAAGGGAGCAGUUGAAUGUCAACUGCCUCCAGAUUACAUAGAGAAGCUUAAUAAGUUACCUCACAAUGGCCAAGAAGCCUCUCCCAAAAUGAUUGCAAAAUUGGAUUUAUAAAAUGAUGCAUUUUAUGACUUGAUGAACUGAAAUGAAUAUAAUUAUAUUUUGAAUAUACUGUU
Molecule: messenger RNA, 1247 nt
Organism: Cydia pomonella (codling moth)
Lineage: Eukaryota; Metazoa; Arthropoda; Insecta; Lepidoptera; Tortricidae
Product: gamma-glutamylcyclotransferase-like
Exons: 3
Coding region: 637-1185 (182 amino acids)
Molecular function (GO): gamma-glutamylcyclotransferase activity
Source: RefSeq, a predicted model, not a curated record